Melitaea cinxia (Glanville fritillary) is the source of this 1510-nucleotide messenger RNA. Its product is annotated as solute carrier family 22 member 2-like. The record is from RefSeq and is a predicted model, not a curated record. The transcript has 6 exons. Gene Ontology annotation, biological process: transmembrane transport. Gene Ontology annotation, molecular function: transmembrane transporter activity. Gene Ontology annotation, cellular component: membrane. Lineage: Eukaryota; Metazoa; Arthropoda; Insecta; Lepidoptera; Nymphalidae. The coding region runs from base 39 to 1421 and encodes 460 amino acids.
UUGCUUGCAACCCAUGGAAAACAAAUUUAGUUGGAACGAUGCAUAGUUUGGGGACUGUUUUGGGUAUGGCCCUUGGAGGUGUGCUCGCUGACCAUUUUGGAAGAAAGACUACGUUCAUUGCAACAGGCGUGGCAAUCAUUGUUGGAAACUUAAAAACAUUUAUCUGGUCAUAUUACGGAUAUUUAUUUGUUGAACUUUUGGAAUCCGUCAUUGCUGGAUCUGCAUAUUCAGCUGGAAUGGUUUUAAUUGUCGAGAUCAGUGGAAACAACCAAAGAACUGUUGCAGCAGUAGUAUUUGCCUAUGCAAUUUAUUUAGGUGAAGCUUUACUCGCAGGCAUAGCUAUGAUAGUGCCUUAUUGGAAGUCAAUGGUUUAUAUUAUAUGCACACCUCCAGUUUUGGUACUCAUUUAUAUCAAACUGAUGGAAGAGAGUCCACGUUGGCUUGUAUUACAUAAUAAAUUAGACGAAGCAAGGCGCAUAUUGAAAUUAAUAAGGAAAUUAAAUAAUGUCAACAUAAGUCUUAAUGAAUUAAAUGAAUUAGAUGAAGAAAAAUUGAGACAAGUAUGUAACGUAGAGAUGGACCCAAAGAAAGAAGGAUAUAAAGAAGCGCUUGCAUCGAGGGAAAUAGUAAAAAGAUUGAUAGUAGCUACUGUUGGUAGAUUUACAGUUGCCUUUACAUAUUAUGGUCUUAUUGCUUAUUCAGUUUGGUUGCCAGGAAGCAAGUACACAAACUAUGCUCUCACAGCUCUAAUGUCAUUUCCCGGAGACAUAAUAGCUUUGUACUCUAUGAAUAAAUGGGGAAGACGGAUGCCAUUAUGUUAUGGAUAUUUUAUAUGUGGUGUGGCUUGCGUAGCCUCUGCUUAUGUUUCUGAAUCGUACAUAUGGCUUAAAAUUUUACUCUAUCUGAUCGGAAAGCUGAUGUCAGCUGCAUGUUACACGGGAAUUUGGACUUACACGAUGGAAUUAUUUCCUACAAGUAUUCGUGGCUCAAUGUACGGGUUAAGUUCCUUGAUUGCCACCCCUGGUUACCUACUAGCUCCUUUAACGCCGGCUAUGGAUACAAUUUCUCCUGUAUUCGCCUCUAUUUUCUUCGGCUGCUCCGCUGUAGCCUCCAGUGUCCUUAUGCUAUUUGCUCCUGAAACUAAAGGCCAACCACUUGCGGGGACGAUACAAGAUAUUACCAAUAGUAUUGCAAUAAAUAAGCGAUCAAGAAGACCAAAACACAUAAGUACGAUUUCAAAUCGAGACGCAGAAACAAAUAUCGAUGCAAAUUCAUAUGCAAAUGUAAAUGUAGAUACAAGUGACGCGGUUUCGGAUGCAAAUGUAGAUACAGUUCCAUACUUGAAUGCGGAUAUAGACAAAAGUACGGAUGCAGGUGCUUAUGCAGACGUGAAUGGUGAUGCAAAUAAAGUCAACGCCUAGAAAUCGGAAAAAAAUUAUAUGAACAAAUUCUGCUUAAAAAUAUUUUUUCUUAAUUUGGCGUAUAAAAAAAUAAAAUAAAAUAAUCAAAA